CAAGACGCAGGCGGUUACGGCAGAGAAACAGAAAGCGGAAACAGGCAGCGGAAGGGAGGCGGCUUCUCUGAGAAGCGGGAAGCCUUCUGUGAAGAGGUCAGCUGAGACGCGCAUAAAGCAAUGUCAGCAUCGGCAGAAUCAAGUUACGGCGUGCCAAACACACCAGCUGUCGCGGCAGUUCACCCAGACGCGCCAAAACCUUCCAAGCGCGUGUUAUCUAGCGCUAUGUAACGCGCAUAUCUGAAAGUCAGCGACGGGGAGCGAGAGCCAUGACGCGCCGAUUGAAUCGAUCGCGCACUUGAAGGGCGCAAACUUCCAUUGGAGCUGAGUUUCCCUCAGCACACACUACACCGCAGUAGCUUAGUCCUUACUUAUUUGCCAACCCUUAGCUUCCGAGACUCGAAACCACGUUCCUAGCUGUUCCUCCAGACUUUCGGCCGACUGCCCUCGCUUACUCGAGCUCCGCUAACCUCCUGCCCAGCUAGCGUUAUUUUCUUCCCGGCCAUGAAGUGAUGAGUUCCUCCUCCUGUGACGAGGCGACAUCCAAAACGGGACUGAAGAGGAGCCUCGCAGGCGCGUUCAACGAGGUCGCUAGCAAGAAACAGCACUUUAUUAUGGCUCAGGCGAUGUCAGGACCCUCCCAGGCGGCAGCGCUGCUGGAGGUGCUGCGGACUGGCCUUGCCCCGCCUUCUUACGCCCCGCCAGACAAGGCGUCUUUGCGCAAGGCCAGCCAUGCUCUGGCCGAACUUUGCAAGCAAGAUGAAUUUAUUGAUGACGUGGUAGCCGCGGGAGCUAUCGAGGUGGUCGUGCCGCUGCUGAAUGCGGGGUCGUCUUCCGCGCGGGAGCAGCUGGUGGAUGACGCCGCUGGCACUUCGGGUGUUUCUCUACAAGAGGAGCUUGACAAGGAGCUGUGCUUCAUCCUGGGCCUGCUGGCGGUGAAGCCCGAGUACCAAACCCGCAUUGCUCACUCCGGCGCGCUCAGCGGGCUUGUGCGCCUCCUAAAGGAGCACAAGCUUACGUCCAUUACGAAACCACAGCCUGGAAGCGGGGGCGUGGCGCGGCGUGCAGCGGACGCUAUCACGAACUUGGCGCACGAGAACGUGGAUAUCAAGAACAUGGUCCGCGAGCAGGACGGCAUUCCGCCGCUCGUGGGCCUGUUGGAGGCCAUGGACGUUAAGGUGCAGCGGGCCGCAUGCGGGGCCCUGCGCACGCUGGCCUUCAAAAAUGAGCCCAACAAGAACGUCAUAGUGGAGCAGGGCGCGCUGCCCACUCUCAUUCAGCAGCUCCUGCGCUCCGAGGACAGCGGCGUGCACUACGAGGCGGUGGGGGUGCUGGGCAACCUGGUGCACAGCAGCCAGCACGUCAAGCUGAGGGUGCUGGAGGAGGGCGCGCUGCAGCCUGUGAUCAACCUGCUCAACAGCGACUGCCCUGACAGCCAGCGGGAGAGCGCGCUGCUGCUGGGGCAGUUCGCGACGGCGGACACAGACACCAAGGCCAAGAUCGUGCAGCGCGGCGCGGUGCCGGCGCUGGUGCGUAUGCUGGGCAUGCCGGACGUGUCGCUCAAGGAGAUGGCGGCCUUUGCGCUGGGGCGGCUGGCGCAGAACGUGGACAACCAGGCCGGCAUCGUGCAGCUGGGCGGGCUGCCGCCGCUGCUGGAGCUGCUCGAGUCCAAGCACUACAACCUGCAGCACAACGCCGCAUUCGCGCUGUACGGCCUGGCUGAGAACGAGGACAACAUCCCCGACCUCAUCCGCGAGGGCGCCCUGCAGCGGCUGGAGGACUGCAAGGAGAAGCUGCAGGUGCAGGCCUCCAAGGACUGUGUGCAGAAGACCAUCAACCGCCUGGAGCAGAAGCUCAAGCCCGACAACCCUCAGCCCGCCAACCUGGCCGCCGCCAAGCGCGCGCUGACGUCCAUGGUGUUCCUCCUCCGCAGCAGCACCAAGUGCGUGCAGCAGCGGGCCGCCAUGAGCCUGGCGCGGCUGGCGCCCGAGGAGCAGCUCAAGUCCAUCUUCAUCGACAAGCGCGGUAUUGACGUGCUGUUGGACAUGCUCAUGGACCCCGCCGUCAGCCACCGCAGCCACAGGGAGGCGGCGGCGGCGCUGCUGCAGCUGACCAAGAAGCUGGACGCGCACCUGCCCGUGGUGGACCAGCUGCCGCAGCAACCCGGCCGCACGGAGCGCUCCGUGUACCUAGGCAGCGAGUACGUGAACAACCCCACGCUGGCCGACAUCAGCUUCCUGGUGGAGGGCCGCCGCUUCUACGCGCACCGCAUUGCGCUGCUGGCCAGCUCGGAGGCGUUCAGGGCCAUGUUCAGCGGAGGGUACAGGGAGAAGGACGCGGACUGUGUGGACAUCCCCAACAUCACCUGGGCGGUGUUCGAGGCCAUGAUGCGCUUCGUGUACACGGGACAGCUGGACGUGACGCCGGACAUCGCCUUCGAGCUGCUGCAGGCCUCCGACCAGUACCUGCUUGAGGGGCUGAAGCGGCUGUGUGAGAACGCCAUCGCGGGCAGCCUCACAGCCGACAACGUGCUGGCCACACACGAGUACAGCGAGCAGUUCUCGGCGCCCGCGCUGGGGAGGCGCUGCCUGCUGUUCGUGCUGGAGCACUACGACGACGUGUUCAAGCAGUACGACACGCCCAAGGACCGCCCCGCCUACUUCGAGGCGCUGCGCCGCAUGGUGCCCUGCCUCAAGGACUCGCUCUACAGCAGCAGCGGCGGGCCCAUAUGGGACAGCGGCGUCGCGGCGGCGGCGGCAGCAGCAGCGGCGGCGGCGGCGGCAGCUGGGUCGUCUGGGGCGGGGCUGGACGGUGCACCAGGCUCGGGAGGCGGCGCGGGGCCGGGGUUGCCGCCGGCAGAGCCUGCGCGGCCGGGCAGCCGGGCCGGUGGCGCGCCGCCCGGGAUCUAAGCCGUGUCGGGGAGGGUGUGUGUGUGUGUGUGUGUGAAAUGAGGUGUUGGGGCAGAUGCAGGAGUCGUGGACAGAUAGCUGUUUGUGUGUGUGUGUGUGUGUGUGUGUGUUUCUGGUAUAGGGCAGUGCAGGUGGUGCAUGCUGCAGGGCUAUAUGCGGUGCUGAUGGUGCUGGUGGUGCUGGUGGUGCUGGCGGCGGCACCGCAGCCCAAUCGGGUUGAGGCAGCAGUCAGCGGCUUGAGUCGGGACCGGGGGACAAGGGAGCUCUCUGGGGGGGGGGGGGAAGCGGCCUCAUCAUCAUGGCGGCAACAGGCAUGCGUCCACACGCGCAUUCUCACUCAUUUGUUUGCUUUCCAUCCAUUACUGAUGCACGAAAAUGAUGGUAUUCCUCUUUGUGUGUGGUGUGCGAGUAAGCUAGUGCGUGCUGGGGCGGCUGCGGGAGCUCCGGGGUUGCCUGCUGCCCGAUACCGCGGGGCAGUCAGCAACAGCCAUCUAUCUAAAGCCAACGUGAUGGCAGGGAUGGCAGUUGCAAGGGGUUUUGUGGACGGUAGGAUGACUGGGGCACAGGGGCACUGGGGCUGACAAGGACGAAUGCAUACGGUACACAAGAGCUGUGAUUGGCUCUGUGGGGACGAGUCUGGGCUGGAGGGGUCCGGGGUCCAGUGUAGGGCGGCGCCCUGAGGGCCUCGCAGUGGAUUAGUAUCAAUGUCCGCAUGGUGAAAUAUGAUAAGUGACGAGGCGUGGCGUGACGGGUGUGGUUGAAGAGACUGCGCAGGAUUGGCGGUGCAGCGCGGGGAAUGCAGGCAGAGCCGAGGCGGUGGGUGCGGUGUGAGCAGGGCCAGUGUGCGGCUUGCGGUGCCGGUGUAGGUGCGGUGCCGGUAUAGGUGCGGUGCCGGUGUAGGUGCUGCGAUGGGUCUUGAGGCGCUGGGGUGGAAGGAACCUGCAGGUUGCGUCAUCGUCUUGUAAUGGUGCACGGAAGGACGUGCAGGCCCAUAAGCCACAAGACUUCACCCUAUGCCUCGAAUCCGUGUGCGAAGUCGGAAUCUACUCCUCCCCUGGGGUACGAUGACGCCCAGAUUCCGUUGCCUGCCGGGGCACAUUCGUGCUCUCGCGGGGGAAGGGGGGCGCACCGCCGCACUGCAAGUGACGCCACGCCAUACGGUAUGCAGGAUUCCUUGAGCAGUCCGGCGGCGCGUCGGGGAUUAGUAGACGUCUGGUGUCGUGACAGACACGUCCCGUGGCAUGCGUGGCACCAGGAACACAGGAC
Messenger RNA from Chlamydomonas reinhardtii, 4175 nucleotides. RefSeq lists its product as uncharacterized. Gene Ontology annotation, molecular function: protein binding. The coding region runs from base 615 to 2909 and encodes 764 amino acids. The transcript has 15 exons. The record is from RefSeq and is a predicted model, not a curated record. Lineage: Eukaryota; Viridiplantae; Chlorophyta; Chlorophyceae; Chlamydomonadales; Chlamydomonadaceae.